Metarhizium album ARSEF 1941 is the source of this 1029-nucleotide messenger RNA. RefSeq lists its product as uncharacterized. Lineage: Eukaryota; Fungi; Ascomycota; Sordariomycetes; Hypocreales; Clavicipitaceae. Gene Ontology annotation, cellular component: membrane. The record is from RefSeq and is a predicted model, not a curated record. The coding region runs from base 1 to 1029 and encodes 342 amino acids. The transcript has 3 exons.
AUGUCUUCGUCACAAACCAACGCCUGGCUGCGUGCGCAGCGCAAGCUCGAUCUCGUCCAGAUUGCCGACAAUGUUGGCUUGAAGAACUAUGAGAGCCUCAAGAAGAGCGAACUCGAGGUUGCGCUCGACGAGUUCAUCGCCGAACACAGCAGCCGCCUGGCCAACCGCUCCGACUUGACUCCUUAUUUCAACAGCCGCUCCAAGGCGCUCGGCUCCCCCGUUAAGAAGGAGAAGGACUCUUCUAAGGACGAGAGCGAAAAGCCUCUCCGGGUUGCCAAGCGCCGCGCGAACAAGGCCCUCGAGGAGCUGGCCUCUGAAAGCGACGAACAUGGAUCCUCUACGGCCGUUGCUCGCACGCCUGCCCGUAGCCUUUCUCAAGUUGCUGCCCGCAUCCCCUUGCCGGCCACUCCUGCCGACGUGGCCAACGCCUUUGACCGCUCAACCGUGGCCAUGCGCAAGCGUGUCGCGUCCAUGUAUCAGGAGACCGGCAUCACCGAGGCCUCCAAUGCCGCCCGCGAGACCCUAAGCACCGUCACCAGCGUCCUUUUCGUCGUCGCUGCCUUUGAGCUGGUCCUUAUCCGACGCGAGAUCCUGGCCGACCGCUAUGCCUUCACCAUCCCGGCGGUUCGCGCCAUUGGCACCUCCGACUACCCCGUCUACCUGCCCGACAUGUUCCUCAUCUUGACCUCGAGCUUCUGGUCGCCGGCGCUCACCUGGACUCUGACCAGCGUUGUCCUCCCCAGCCUGUUUGGGUACUUUUUCAACUUGACGGCCACGAGCCACACUGGCCCGCGGACCCGCUCCAGGGCCGCGGCCAACGACACCGUGGUCGACCCGCUCACGUUUAGCAUCGCCAAGGCCCUGGUUUCGUACGUCGUGUACGGCCAGGGCGUCACCUUUGGCGGCCUCCUGCCCGAGACGUCGAUUGAGCGUCUCGAACGCGCCGUCUACGGCGGCUACAAAGGUAUCCUUGUCGGCACUGCCGUUACGGGCAUCGUGAGCAUCUACGAGGCUGUCUUGAGAAAAUGA